CCCCAGUACGCUCAUCAGUCUCAUCCUACAUUUGUUUUAUUUUGCGUCCAGCCAAGGGUCAGACAAGCAUCCCCUCCGGCCCGCCGGACUCCGGAUUCUGCUGCAGGCCUCGUGCUUCACCAUCCCAGCCGCCGCCUCUUCCUCGUCUUCUCUUCCACGGUCCCGGGUACAUAGUAUGAUCAUUAGGUGUUCAGUUUCCCAACAAUUUUCUAUGGAAAAUCAAGGAAAGUGGACCAUGGUUGCCGUGAGCAACUUUGAAGAGCGGGACACCUUUAGAGAAGCUUGAUCAAGGUGCCAUCAUCGUGAAACCCUUCAAGCCAGGACUCCGGCAGAGUUCCUUUAUCUCGUCUUGCUCAAUCAGUGGAGGCCAUCUUUCCAUUUCUCCUCUGCCUCCCGGGAGGUAGCAGAAAGCCAGUAUUGCAACAUGGUUGGAUUCAAGCCUACAGAUGUGCCCCCCACAGCCACUGUGAAAUUCCUUGGGGCUGGUACUGCUGCCUGCAUCGCCGACCUCAUCACCUUCCCCCUGGACACAGCCAAAGUCCGGCUGCAGAUUCAGGGAGAGAGUCAGAGGGCCAUCUGUACUUCCUCUACCAGUGCCCAGUACCGGGGUGUCAUAGGCACCAUUCUGACCAUGGUGAAGACUGAGGGCCCUGGCAGCCUGUACAAUGGGCUGGUGGCUGGAUUGCAGCGCCAAAUGAGUUUUGCCUCUGUCCGAAUUGGCCUCUAUGACUCUGUCAAGCAAUUCUACACCAAGGGGUCUGAACAUGCAGGUAUUGGAAGCCGCCUCCUGGCAGGCUGUACCACAGGGGCACUGGCAGUAGGUGUAGCCCAACCCACAGAUGUGGUGAAGGUACGUUUCCAAGCCCAGGCUCGUGCCGGUGGCAGCCGGAGAUACCAGGGCACCAUGGAUGCCUAUAAGACUAUCGCCCGAGAGGAGGGGCUUCGGGGCCUGUGGAAAGGAACUUCGCCCAACGUCGCCCGCAAUGCUAUUGUCAACUGUGCCGAGCUGGUGACCUAUGACCUCAUCAAAGAUGCCCUCCUGAAGGCCCACCUCAUGACUGAUGACCUUCCGUGCCACUUCACCUCGGCCUUUGGGGCCGGCUUCUGCACCACCAUCAUCGCCUCCCCCGUGGAUGUGGUCAAGACGAGAUACAUGAACUCUGCCUCGGGCCAGUAUGCCAGUGCUGGCCACUGCGCGCUCACCAUGCUUCGGAAGGAGGGGCCCCAAGCCUUCUACAAAGGGUUCAUGCCUUCCUUCCUCCGCUUGGGCUCCUGGAAUGUAGUGAUGUUUGUCACCUACGAGCAACUGAAACGGGCCCUGAUGGCAGCUCGAGCUUCCCGGGAAGCGCCUUUCUGAGCCCUCUCCUGCCAGCUUUGUGCCUUGUUCCCCCACCUUCCUUUUGAGUCCAGGCGCCCCCCCCCAUUCCUUCCUAUCUUCCCUUUUCCUCCUCUGCCCUCCCUUACUCUCUUAAGAAUCACCCUCUUACCCAUUUAAUUCCCUCUCCAGCCCCAUCCUCUGCCAUUGCAGCUUUUACCCAGUUCUCAAGCGCCUUAUGUCCAAUAAAGCUAGACCAGAACCCA
This is a messenger RNA of Gracilinanus agilis (Agile Gracile Mouse Opossum), 1581 nucleotides long. It is a transcript of the gene UCP2, whose product is annotated as uncoupling protein 2. The transcript has 8 exons. Gene Ontology annotation, molecular function: oxidative phosphorylation uncoupler activity. Bases 425 to 1357 code for a protein of 310 amino acids. Gene Ontology annotation, cellular component: mitochondrial membrane. The record is from RefSeq and is a predicted model, not a curated record. Lineage: Eukaryota; Metazoa; Chordata; Mammalia; Didelphimorphia; Didelphidae. Gene Ontology annotation, biological process: mitochondrial transport; mitochondrial transmembrane transport; response to cold.